Aureobasidium subglaciale EXF-2481 is the source of this 1820-nucleotide messenger RNA. RefSeq lists its product as uncharacterized. Gene Ontology annotation, cellular component: mitochondrion. The record is from RefSeq and is a predicted model, not a curated record. The coding region runs from base 31 to 1398 and encodes 455 amino acids. Gene Ontology annotation, molecular function: metal ion binding. NCBI's taxonomy places the organism in Eukaryota, Fungi, Ascomycota, Dothideomycetes, Dothideales, Saccotheciaceae. The transcript is spliced from 3 exons.
CGCCAAUUGCUCUCCGCCGGCACAAUCACAAUGCUGUCCAGUUCGGCUUUCAGACGGCCAGCCCAGCGCGCUGCCCGCAACCUCUCCGCCCCGUCGACUCGCGGUCUCGCUGCACCCGCCUCGGGUUCCUUCGCCUUUGAGACCGGCUCCGCCAAUGGCGUCAAGUUCGCCAGCAGAGACAUGGCCGGUCCUAUGACCAAGCUCGCCAUUGUCGCAAAGGCCGGUACCCGCUACGAGCCCCUGCCCGGCCUCACCCUCGGUCUGCAGAGCUUCGCCUUCAAGGGCACCCACCAGCGCUCCACCCUCCGCAUCCAGCGCGAGGCCGAGCUGAUGGGCUCUCAGACCUACUCCUCGCACUCCCGCGAGAACCUCGUUGUCGGCGCAAAGUUCCUCAGAGACGACCUGCCUUACUUUGUUGAGCUCCUCGCAGAGGUCGCUACCCAGACAAAGUACGCCCCUCACGUCUACCACGAGGAGGUCUACCCCCACAUCCAGCUCGCCCAGAAGCGCUUCCUCGGCGAUGUCCUCGAGAUGGCCGUCAACUCCGCCCACGGCCUUGCCUACCACCGCGGUCUCGGUGUCCCCACCUCGCCUUCUUCCUCCGUCCCUCUGAGCAAGUACCUCGACGCCGAUUCUAUCGCCGACUUUGCCGACUCUGCCUACGCUGCCCCCAACUUCGCCAUUGUCGCCAACGGUGUUGAGUCUGCCGAGCUUUCCAAGUGGGUUGGCCAGUUCUUCAACAACAUUCCUUCCACCCCCAGAGCCAACAUCACCACACCCAAGUCUCAGUACUACGGUGGUGAGGAGCGUAUUGCUCACGCUUCCGGUAACGCCAUGGUCCUUGCUUUCCCCGGCUCAACCACUCCUACUGGUGAAUCCUACAAGCCCGAGAUUGCCGUUCUUGCCGCCCUCCUCGGUGGUCAGUCAGCCAUCAAGUGGUCAUCUGGUUUCUCUCUUCUCUCCAAGGCCGCUUCCAAGUACCAGGGUGCUACCGUCGCCACCAAGAGCGCCAUCUACUCUGACUCUGGUCUUCUCUCCGUCUCCAUCAAGGGAUCCGCAAAGGAUGUCAAGGGUGCUGCUCAGGAGGUUGUCAGCGCCCUCAAGCAGGUUGCUCAGGGUGUCAGCAAGGAGGACUUCACCAAGGCCAAGGCCGCCGCCAAGUUCAAGGAGCUCGAGUUCGGCCAGAACAUUGAUGCCGGUAUUGAGCUUACUGGUGCCGGUCUCAUCCAGGGCAACAAGGCCUACCAAAUAGAUGAGGUUGCCAAGGGUAUCGAUGCUGUCACUGAGGAGCAGCUUAAGGAGGCUGCCAAGGCCAUCUUCGAGAGCAAGGCUUCAGUGUCAUCGGUCGGUGACCUUCACGUGCUCCCUUACGCUGAGGAGCUGGGCCUCAAGGUGUAAAUAUGAACUGGAAUGCAGAGGCAGAAAAAAUGUACCAUUAAACCUGUACUCGCGAUUCUGCGUAGACUUGCAAUUUUUUCGUUUGUUUAUAAAAGAGCCUUUUUCUUCUUUCAUUUCUUUGCUACGAGUGUGGAUAAGCUGUUAAUUGAGUUUGAUGACGGAGAAAGUUGAAGAAGAGAAAGGUGCGACCCAUGAGUUCCCGAUACGCAGCGAGACCAAAGAGAUUCAUCUAUGAUGAGAGUGAUGCCGGGCUCCUUCGACUUGACGGCGAAUCGUGUCUCGUCUACGCUGCUCAUCAAUCAAAAGACACCAUGAACAACAUUAGGGUGAUUGGUUUUGUUCAGUACACGUGACGUGCGGGCGGAGAAGUCGCGCCAAGAGCGGAGAGAGACGGUGCAAGUCGAGGGCAAGCGCAUUCAAUC